CUCCCUCUGCUCCAGUUCUGACGGCUCACCCCUCUCACCCUUUGGACCCUGGAGCUCCACCCCCCAUGCACCCUGUCUAUCAGCAGCACAUGCACCCAAUGUUUCAAUACCAGCCGUACCCACACAUGCACCCUCACAUGCACGCUCACAUGCACCCUCACAUGCACCCACACAUGCAGCCUCCCCCAGAACAACAAGUGCCACCAGUACAACCAGAAGCAGAAGCAGAGCAGCAGAAACCAGCAGCUGAGGCUCCGCCUGCAGAGACUGAAGCUCCCGCUGAGCCGGAGACUCAGAGUCCAGCUGCUGAACAAAAACCAGUGACAGUCGAGGACGAAGUGAAAGCCCCCUCGACCAAGAAAGCUGCACAGAAGAAAACAAAGGCUGCAGAUUCAGAAAAAGAGGCAGCAGCAGCCGCGCAGACGACAAAGACAGAUGCUUCCAAAGAGAAAACCAAAGCUGGUGCUGCAAAGAAAGAGACACUAGCAAAGAAAGAGAAGACGACAAGUCCUGCAGCGGCUAAGAAAGAGCCAGCUGCAGAGAAAAGCAAAAUGGCUGCUGCUGUAAAGAAAGAGCCAGCUGUGAAGGAGAAGACUAAAAGUCCUGCAGCGGCUAAGAAAGAGCCAGCUGUAAAAGAGAAAACCAAAGCAGCGGCUAAGAAAGAGCCUGCAGCUGCAAGACAGAAGAGGAAACCAGCCUCUGAGAAGACUG
Molecule: messenger RNA, 711 nt
Organism: Notothenia coriiceps (black rockcod)
Lineage: Eukaryota; Metazoa; Chordata; Actinopteri; Perciformes; Nototheniidae
Product: cyclic AMP-responsive element-binding protein 5-like
Exons: 10
Source: RefSeq, a predicted model, not a curated record